This is a messenger RNA of Macroventuria anomochaeta, 1527 nucleotides long. RefSeq names its product FAD-binding domain-containing protein. The transcript has a single exon. Gene Ontology annotation, cellular component: cytoplasm; membrane. Bases 1 to 1527 code for a protein of 508 amino acids. Lineage: Eukaryota; Fungi; Ascomycota; Dothideomycetes; Pleosporales; Didymellaceae. Gene Ontology annotation, biological process: steroid metabolic process. The record is from RefSeq and is a predicted model, not a curated record. Gene Ontology annotation, molecular function: FAD binding; Delta24(24-1) sterol reductase activity.
AUGCCCGACUGCGUAGCCCACGACCGCCGCGUCUCAACCCUCCAGUCCCGCAUCGCCCACUUCCAUAGCACCUCAACACCCUUCCGAAUCUACCACGGCAGCACAAAUAGCACGCGACAUGCCUCCUUCGACCCCUUUGCCAUUAUCGACGUCUCGUCCUUCAACAACAUCCUCUCCAUUAACGCCUCUACCCAAACUGCAAUUGUUGAGCCAAACGUACCCAUGGACGCCCUCGUCGCUGCGACAACAGCUCAAGGGUUCCUGCCGCCGGUCGUUAUGGAGUUCCCUGGCAUCACUGUUGGAGGAGGCUUCGUCGGGACUGCGGGUGAGAGUAGUAGCUUCAAGUAUGGGUUCUUCGAUCGGACGGUUGUAAGAGCAGAGGUCGUGCUUGCUGAUGGGACGCUUGUGAAAUGCUCGGCGACGGAACAUGCUGAGCUUUUCGACGGGUUGAGAGGGAGCUUUGGGACGUUGGGCGUGUUGACGCUGGUGGAAGUCAUGCUUGUGCCCCUGAAGAGCUGGGUGGAGGUCACAUAUUAUCCCACCGCGUCCAGUGCAGAGGCGAUGGAUGUGCUGCAGAAGGAGACUAGGAAAGGCGAGAACGACUAUGUGGAUGGCGUGCUCUUCUCGAAGGACUCGGGGGUUAUCAUGUCUGGUCGUCUGGUGUCCGAACCAUCUUCCCCACGGAUACCUGUUUGUCGCUUCUCACGGCCUUGGGACGAGUGGUUCUGGAUACACGCUCGCAGUCUCACCUCAUCAGACAAGGCCACCACGGAGCUCGUGCCCAUUGGAGACUAUCUCUUCCGGUACGAUCGCGGCGCUUUCUGGAUGGGGAUGUACGCGUACCACCACUUCUUCGUACCUUUCUGGUACAUUUUUCGCGUACUUCUGGACUACUUUAUGCACACAAGGAUCAUGUAUCAUGCGUUGCACGCAUCAGGAUACACAGAUCGGUACAUAAUCCAAGACAUUGCAUUCCCAGCUGCGAGCGCAAAGGCAUUCGUCGAUUAUCUGGAUGAGAAGUUCGGGAUCUACCCGCUGUGGUUGUGUCCAUUGCGCAAGGAUGGCCGAGUGUCGAUGGGCCAUCCAAGACAGUUCGAUGGGCCUGUAGGCGGGCAAGAGCAAACCGGACGGACAUACCAGGGCGAGUACAUCAAUGUCGGGGUCUGGGGUCCGUAUCCGUCUUCUGAGGUCGAGUACAUUCGGGCAAAUCGCGAGUUGGAGAGGAAAACCAGGGAGCUCGGUGGGCUGAAGUGGUUGUACUCGAGAGUAUUUUACACAGAAGAUGAGUGGUGUGAAUUGUACGACAAAGAGAAGGACGAAGCGCUGAGAAUGAAGUUUGGAGCAACUGGACUGCCUUCGAUCUGGGAGAAAGUGAGAGAUCGAGGCAAGAAGAAAGAGGAACAUGGGACUGGUCUCAAGGGGUUGCUGAAGAGAAUGAUCAAGAGCAGUGCGUUGCUGAGUGGGUUCUAUGGGAUCUACAAGGCGGUGCGAGGGGGUGACUAUAUGUUGAAGAAGAAGAGCAGUUAG